This is a messenger RNA of Bombina bombina (fire-bellied toad), 10463 nucleotides long. RefSeq names its product CCCTC-binding factor (gene CTCF). Gene Ontology annotation, biological process: regulation of transcription by RNA polymerase II. Gene Ontology annotation, cellular component: nucleus. The coding region runs from base 848 to 3058 and encodes 736 amino acids. Lineage: Eukaryota; Metazoa; Chordata; Amphibia; Anura; Bombinatoridae. The transcript is spliced from 11 exons. Gene Ontology annotation, molecular function: RNA polymerase II transcription regulatory region sequence-specific DNA binding; DNA-binding transcription factor activity, RNA polymerase II-specific. The record is from RefSeq and is a predicted model, not a curated record.
CGCUAGUAGUAUUCUAUGGACAUAGAUCCCGUAUAUGGUGUACUAUGAUAGCUGUAACCUUUUAUCAUAUUGGUGCUAUCCUCUGGUAAGGGUGUUGUCCAUUAGUACGAAAGUGUAAAAAUAAGCCUUAUAUGUUAUAACAACUUGCAUGUAACUUUUUGCUUAUAUUUAGAAGUAUUAGGCAUAGAUCCUCAGGUACUUACCUCAUGAUAACAUAUUUCCAAUUAGUUUGGGUUAUCCUCUGAGAGAGGUGUUGCCAAUACUUGUUGCUGUCUUUUUAGUUAUUUUGCAUGGAUCCCCUCCUAUAUCCAUGGUAGCAGAUUCCUGUGUAAUCACAGGGCUACCCACUGGCUUGGGGUGUUGCCAAAUAACUUUGCUAUAACUAUAUUUAAGGUUAUUAUCAUUGCGUUGUUAGCAACCAAUGUGAGCUGGCCAGCUUUUUCUAUGUGUUUUUUACAUUUUGAAACACUUGAUUUUUAUUCGCACUUGUAAUAAAAUUCAUUUAUUAACUACCCCACAGCACCAUUCCUUGGCCCCAGGAUAAAGCCCCGGGAGGAAUCAGAUCUAACAGUGUACUCGCCACUGACUUAAGUGCUAGCAGGCUUAUCAGUACUGGUCACAGCACAGUACCACGGUCUCCGGUAAGCGCAUUACCUUUCUGCUUGUCGUAUUAUCCUUUGUAAAACAAUAUUACGCUAUGUGGCGCCCUCUCCAUUUCUCUUCUUAAACAGUGCCAUCCCUGCUCUCUGGGAACAAGAGGAGCUGCCUACACAGGAACCCUUUGAUUAAAAAAGACCACCAGACCGAUAUAGGACUGCAACCAUCUCUUUUUAGACUCGUUAUUUGAAUGAGACACACUUGGCGAGAACGGAUUGGUUUAAAAAUGGAUGGGGAAAUGGCUGAUGCCAUUAUGGAGGAUACGGAGACCUUUAUGAAGCGUAAAGAGACAAAGACUUAUCAGAGACGCCGUGAGGGCUGUGUUGAAGAUGAUGGCUGUGUUAUUGUGCACACCCAGGCAGAUGUGACUGAAGUGGUGCAUGAUGUGAAUAGCAAUGUUCAAAUGGUGAUGAUGGAGCAGCUUGAUCCUACACUUCUUCAAAUGAAAACAGAAGUAAUGGAAGGUGUAGUGUCUCAAGAUGGAGAUCCCACAGUGGAUGAUACACAGAUUAUUACAUUACAGGUUGUCAAUAUGGAAGAACAGCCUAUUAACCUUGGAGAGCUGCAACUUGUCCAAGUUCCAGUGACUGCUGUAGGUACUGCUGGUGAGCUUCAUGCAGCCUAUGAAAAUGAGAUUGGUAAGGACGGGCUACAAGGAGAGCCUAUGAUCUGUCAUACUUUGCCACUUCCAGAGGGCUUCCAAGUAGUCAAAGUAGGUGCAAACGGUGAAGUGGAAACUCUAGAGCAAACAGAGCUGCAGCCCCAAGAAGAUCAAGAGUGGCAAAAGGAUCCAGAUUUUCAGCCUCCAUUAAAAAAAAUAAAGAAAACAAAGAAGAGUAAAUUGCGCUACACUGAAGAAGGGAAGGAUGUUGAUGUUUCAGUGUAUGAUUUUGAAGAGGAGCAACAUGAGGGAUUGCUGUCUGAUGUUAAUGCUGAGAAAGUUGUGGGGAAUAUGAAACCCCCGAAGCCAACAAAAAUUAAAAAGAAAGGUGUUAAGAAGACUUUCCAGUGUGAGCUGUGCAGCUACACUUGCCCAAGACGCUCAAAUCUGGAUCGUCACAUGAAAAGUCAUACUGAUGAAAGGCCUCACAAGUGCCACUUGUGUGGUAGAGCAUUCAGAACUGUUACUUUGCUUAGGAACCACCUCAAUACUCACACAGGUACACGACCUCACAAGUGUCCAGAUUGUGACAUGGCUUUUGUUACCAGUGGCGAGUUAGUCAGGCAUCGUCGUUAUAAACAUACACAUGAGAAACCUUUUAAGUGUUCUAUGUGUGACUAUGCCAGUGUGGAGGUAAGCAAACUUAAACGUCAUAUUCGCUCUCACACUGGGGAGCGUCCUUUCCAAUGCAGUUUGUGCAGCUAUGCCAGCAGAGACACUUACAAACUAAAGAGACACAUGCGGACUCACUCGGGUGAAAAGCCUUAUGAAUGCUACAUCUGCCAUGCACGCUUUACCCAGAGUGGAACCAUGAAGAUGCACAUUUUACAGAAGCACACUGAAAAUGUGGCAAAAUUUCAUUGUCCACACUGUGACACUGUCAUUGCAAGAAAGAGUGACUUAGGGGUCCAUUUGCGGAAGCAGCAUUCCUACAUUGAGCAGGGCAAAAAAUGUCGCUAUUGUGAUACCGUAUUCCAUGAGCGUUAUGCAUUGAUACAGCACCAGAAGUCUCACAAGAACGAGAAGAGAUUUAAGUGUGACCAGUGUGAAUAUGCCUGCCGGCAGGAGCGUCACAUGAUUAUGCACAAGCGGACUCAUACCGGUGAGAAGCCAUACGCCUGUAGUCAUUGUGAUAAAACGUUCCGCCAGAAACAACUCCUGGACAUGCAUUUCAAAAGAUACCAUGAUCCCAGCUUUGUUCCUGCAGCCUUUGUGUGUUCAAAGUGUGGGAAAACAUUUACUCGAAGGAAUACAAUGUCUCGGCAUGCAGAUCAUUGCACAGGACCAGAUGGUACAGAUGGUGAAAAUGAAGGUGAAUGUGAAAUAGUCCAUAAAAAAGGAAAACGGGGUCGUAAGAGGAAAAUGAGAUCCAAGAAGGAGGAUUCAUCUGAUAGUGAGGAAAAUGCUGAUCCAGAUCUGGAUGAUGAUGAUACAGACGAGGAUGAAACAACGGUAGAAAUAGAAGCUGUGCCAGAGCCAGAAGACACUCUGAGUCCUGUUCCCCCUCCUGCUAAGAAGCGUAGAGGAAGACCCCCAGGGAAAACCAAUCAGAUAAAGCAAAAUUUUAUUCAAGUAGAAGAUCAGAACACUGGAGCCAUUGAGAACAUCAUUGUCCAAGUAAAGAAAGAGGCUGACCUAGAAGCAUUGGAGGCUGUGGAAGUUGCAUUACCACCCUCUAUAGUGGAAGCUCCAAAUGGAGAUCUCACACCGGAAAUGAUACUCAGCAUGAUGGACCGGUGAUGCUGGACUCACUAAACUUGCUGACUGAACUAGCUUGAGCUAUGUUUCAAUGGCUCACCUCUAUUUUAUGGGAUUUGUUUAUUUUAUUUUUGUUGCAUUGGGAAGUUCAUUUUUAAAGACCUAUUUUACCAUAUCUAUAUACAAGGAAGAAAAAGACUUGGGGGAACAGAUGGCUGAUUUGCUUUAGUGUUUGCCAACAAGCAAUUAUGGACGUUUGGAAUUUACCAGUAGUUUUGUGCUGUUAGUGAUUUCACAUAAAUAAGCAUUUAACAUUGGUUGUUGGACAUGUUCUGCUUGGACUUAUCAACCGUGAAAUCUUGAUGGUAAGAAUUAUUUCCACAGUGAAGAAUGAAGAGGCUAAUUUCACAUUACCCAAUUGUUUCUUUAGAUGGUAAUGCUUGUCCCUAAUAUUAGGUUUGGCACUCAAAUUUCCGCCAUUUGGAGUCCAGAUUAAAUAUACCAUUUGCCUAUUAAUUUUGCUUCAAUUGCUGUAUAUGUGUAUUAGGGAGCAUUGUGUAAUAAUAAUAAUAAAUAUAUAUAUAUAUAUAUAUAUAUAUAUAUAUAUAUAUAUAUAUAUAUAUAUAUAUAUAUAUAUAUAUAUAUAUACACACACACACUUUGUUCCCAAGUAGCCAAAAUCUGAUUGGUGUUAAUAAUAAUUGGUGUUCACCAGUAGUAUGUUUAGCAUGCUUUGAACUUUAAAAAAAAAGACAAAAAAUUGCUUUGUGUAAAAUCUGAAAACAAAGACUUUGUAAAUAUUUUUUUUAUAUUUUAAUCUUUUUCUAUCAAGAAGUUGAAUGAGGGUGGAAAUUCAGUGAGAAAAUUAAAUUUUAAUUGCUGGCAUAUUAAGAUAUUAAAUGUUAAGGCAACAAUGAAUAUUGGAAAAAAUAGAUCACAAGUUAACUUAAAAUCAUAGAUAUUUUUUAUGACACCCCCCCCCCCCCCCAAAUUAAUUUGUUAGCUGUAAAUGGACUUUUAAAUGCUGUACAUAAUAAGGAAAUGUGUAGACAUCACGAAGCAGUACUAUUACAGUGGCUGGCAGAUGAUACAGUCUAACCUAGCCUACACACAAUGCGUCUAACUUUUAGAUUGUAUUUUUCUUUCUUUCUUUAAAAACAAAACAUAGGAUUAAUGUACUGAAAGUGAAAUCCGGUUAUGAUAUGUUCAAAGUCUUGGUUUAUCUAUAUAAUUUUAUAUAUGUUUUUUUUUUUUUUUUUUUUUUUAAUAGGCUUUUAUUCUAGCUAACUUAAUUUGUUUUCUCUAUACUGCUUUUAAGAGCUCUUGGGUUAGACACAGUUAUUGAACCUUUUUUUGUAUCUGUCUUGUGUGAUAUUUCUUUCAUGUAAUUAGCAAGAGUCCAUGAGCUAGUGACGUAUGGGAUAUACAUUCGUACCAGGAGGGGCAAAGUUUCCCAAACCUCAAAAUGCCUAUAAAUACACCCCUCACCACACCCACAAUUCAGUUUUACAAACUUUGCCUCCCAUGGAGGUGGUGAAGUAAGUUUUUGCUAGAUUCUACGUUGAAAUGCGCUUCGCAGCAGGCUGAAGCCCGGUUUUCCUCUCAGAGUGCAGUGAAUGUCAGAGGGAUGUGAAGAGAGUAUUGCCUAUUUGAAUACAAUGGUCUUCCUCUAGGGGAUCUAUUUCAUAGGUUCUCUGUUAUCGGUCGUAGAGAUUUCUUCUCCUACCUCACUUUUCAGAUCGACUAUAUACUCUUAUAUACCAUUACCUCUACUGAUUCUCGUUUCAGUACUGGUUUGGCUAUCUACUAUAUGUAGAUGAGUGUCUUAGGGUAAGUAAGUCUUAUUUUAUUUAUGACACUCUAAGCUAUGGUUGGGCACUUUAUAUGUAAAGUUCUAAAUAUAUGUGUUUAAACUUAUAUUUGCCAUGAUUCAGGAUAAUCCGUAUUCCUUCAUUCAGACUGUCAGUUUCAUUAUUUGGGAUAAUGCAUAUGAAUAAAUAUUUUUUUCUUACCUUAAAAACUUUCAAUUGACUUUUUUCCCUGCGGGCUGUUAGGCUCGCGGGGGCUGAAAAUGCUUCAAUUUAUUGCGUCAUUCUUGGCGCGAACUUUUUUGGCGCAAAAUUUUGUCAUUUCCGGCGCCCUAGUUGACGCCGGAAGUUUGUUCGUGGUUGCGUCAUUUUUGACGUAUAUGUGUUAGGCGUUUUUUGCGCAAAAAAAUGUGGGCGUCGUUUUUUCGGCGUCAGAGGAUGUGGCGUCAUACUUGGCGCCAAAAAAUAUGGGCGUUGUUCUUGGCGCCAAUAAUGUGGGCGUCAUACUUGGCGCCAAAAAAUGUGGGCGUCAUUCUUGUCUCCACCUUUUUUCACAUUAUUUAAGUCUCACUUUUUCAUUGCUUCUGGUUGCUAGAGGCUUGUUUAUUUGGCAUUUUUUCCCAUUCCUGAAACUGUCAUUUAAGGAAUUUGAUAAUUUUGCUUUAUAUGUUGUUUUUUCUAUUACAUAUUGCAAGGUAUCUCAACCUGACCCUGGAUCAGAAUCUACUUCUGGAAAGACGCUGCCUGAUGCUGGUUCUACCAAAGUUAAGUGCAUUUGUUGUAAACUUUUGGUAUCUGUUCCUCCGGCUGUAGUUUGUGUUAGUUGUCAUGAUAAACUUUCUACGCAGAUAGUGUCUCCAUUAGUAAUAAUCCUUUAACUGUUGUUUUUCCUUCAACAUCUAAUGAUCAGGAUGUCCCUGUUAAUGUAAAAGAAUUUGUUUCUAAUUCUAUUAGGAAGGCUCUGUCUGUUAUUCCUCCUUCCAGUAAACGUAAAAGGUCUUUUAAAACUUCUCAUAUUUCAGAUGAAUUUUUAAGUGACUGCCAUCAUUCGGACUUAUCUGUUUCUGAUGAGGAUCUAUCUGGUUCAGAAGAUUCUGCCUCAGAUAUUGACACUGAUAAAUCUUCAUAUUUAUUUAAGAUGGAGUUUAUUCAUUCUUUACUUAAAGAAGUGUUGAUUGCAUUAGAUAUGGAGGAGUCUAGUCCUCUUGAUACUAAAUCUACUAAGCGUUUAAAUUCGUUUUUUAAACCGCAUGUAGUUAUUCCAGAAGUUUUUCCAGUUCCUGAUGCUAUUUCAGAAGUAAUUUCUAGGGAAUGGAAUAGUCUGGGUACUUCAUUUACUCCUUCUCCAAGGUUUAAGAAAUUAUACCCUGUGCCAUCUGAUAGAUUAGAAUUUUGGGACAAAAUCCCUAAAGUUGAUGGGGCUAUUUCUACUCUUGCUAAACGUACUACUAUUCCUACGGUGGAUAGUACUUCCUUAAGGAUCCUUUAGAUAGGAAGCUUGAAACCUUUCUAAGGAGAUCUUAUUUAUGUUCAGGUAAUCUUCUUAGAUCUGCUAUUUCUUUGGCUGAUGUUGCUGCAGCUUCCACUUUCUGUUUGGAGGCUUUAGCACAAGUGUCAGACCAUAAUGCUUAUAGCAUUGUUAAACUUCUUCAACAUGCUAAUAACUUUGUUUGUGAUGCCAUUUUUUAUAUCAUUAGAAUUGAUGUCAGGUAUAUGUCUUUAGCUAUUUUAGCUAGAAGAACUUUAUGGCUUAAAUCUUGGAAUGCAGAUAUGACUUCUAAGUCAACUUUGCUUUCUCUUUCUUUCCAAGGUAAUAAAUUAUUUGGUUCACAGUUGGAUUCUAUUAUUUCAACUAUUACUGGGGGGAAAGGAACCUUUUUGCCUCAGGACAAAAAAUCUAAAGUUAAAUACAGGGCUGCUAAUCGUUUUCGCUCCUUUCGUCAGAAUAAGGAACAGAAGCCUGACCCUUCCCCUAAAGGAACGGUUUCAGUUUGGAAACCUUCUCCAGUCUGGAAUAAAUCCAAGCCUUUUAGAAAGUCAAAACCAGCUCCCAAAUCCGCAUGAAGGUGCGGCCCUCAUUCCAGCACAGCUGGUAGGGGGCAGGUUACGAUUUUUCAAAGAUAUUUGGAUCAAUUCGAUUCAGUCUUUGGAUUCAGAACAUUGUUUCACAAGGGUACAGAAUAGGUUUCAAGGUAAGGCCGCCUGUGAGAAGAUUUUUUCUCUCACGGAUUCCAGUAAACACAGUGAAGGCUCAGGCUUUUCUGAAAUGUGUUUCAGACCUAGAGUUGGCUGGGGUAAUUGUGCCAGUUCCAGUUCUGGAACUGGGUCUGGGGUUUUACUCAAAUCUAUUCAUUGUACCAAAGAAGAAUUCCUUCAGACCAGUUCUGGAUCUAAAAAUAUUGAAUCGUUAUGUAAGGAUACCAAUAUUCAAAAUGGUGACUAUAAGGACUAUUCUGCCUUUUGUUCAGCAAGGGCAUUAUAUGUCUACAAUAGACUUACAGGAUGCAUAUCUUCCUAUUCCAAUUCAUCCAGAUCACUAUCAGUUCCUGAGAUUCUCUUUUCUAGACAAGCAUUACCAGUUUGUUGCCCUUCCGUUUGGCCUAGCAACAGCUCCAAGGAUCUUUUCAAAGGUUCUCAGUGCCCUUCUCUCUGUAAUCAGAGAACAGGGUAUUGCAGUAUUUCCUUAUUUGGACGAUAUCUUGGUACUUGCUCAGUCUUUACAUUCUGCAGAAUCUCAUACGAAUCAACUUGUGUUGUUUCUUCAGACAUGGUUGGAGGAACAAUUUACAGAAGAGUUCCUUGAUUCCUCAGACAAAGGUAACCUUUUUGGGUUUUCAAAUAGAUUCAGUGUCCAUGACUUUGUCUCUAACAGAAAAGAGACGUCUGAAGUUGGUUUCAGCUUGUUGAAUCCUUCAGUCUCAAUCAUUCCCUUCGGUAGCUUUGUGCAUGGAAAUUCUAGGUCUCAUGACUGCUGCAUCGGACGCGAUCCCCUUUGCUCGUUUUCACAUGAGACCUCUCCAGCUUUGUAUGCUGAACCAGUGGUGCAGGGAUUAUACAAAGAUAUCACAAUUAAUAUCCUUAAAUCCCAAUGUUCGAUCUUCUCUGAUUUGGUGGUUGAAUCACCAUUGUCUAAUUCAAGGGGCCUCUUUUGUUCGUCCAACUUGGACUGUGAUCUCAACAGAUGUGAGUCUUUCAGGUUGGGGAGCUGUAUGGGGAUCUCUGACAGCGCAGGGGGUUUGGGAAUUUUGGGAGGCGAAAUUGCCAAUCAACAUUUUGGAACUCUGUGCGAUUUUCAGAGCUCUUCAGUUCUGGCCUCUUCUGAAGAGAGAAUCGUUUGUUUUCAGACAAUGUCACAACCGUGGCGUAUGUCAAUCAUCAAGGUGGGACUCACAGUCCUCGGGCUAUGAAAGAAGUAUCUUGGAUACUUGUAUGGGCGGAAGCCAGCUCCUGUCUAAUCUCUGCGGUUCACAUCCCAGGUGUAGACAAUUGGGAAGCGGAUUAUCUGUCGCCAGGCGUUACAUCCGGGCGAAUGGUCUCUUCACCCAGAGGUUUUUCUUCAGAUUGUUCAAAUCUGGGGACUUCCAGAAAUAGAUCUGAUGGCCUCUCAUCUAAACAAGAAACUUCCCAGGUAUCUGUCCAGAUCCAGGGAUCCUCAGGCUGAAGCAGUGGACGCGUUGUCGCUUCCUUGGAAUUUUCAACCUGGUUAUAUCUUUCCGCCUCUAGUUCUUCUUCUAAAAGUGAUUUCCAAAAUUCUAAUGGAAAAUUCGUUUGUAUUGCUGGUGGCUUGAGCAUGGCCUCACAGGUUUUGGUAUGCAGAUCUCAUUCGGAUGGCAAGUUGCCAACCUUGGACACUUCCGUUAAGACCAGACCUAUCUCAAGGCCCAUUUUUCCAUCAGGAUCUCAAAUCAUUAAAUUUGAAGGUAUGGAGAUUGAACGCCUGAUUCUUAGUCAUAGAGGUUUUUCUGACUCGGUGAUUAAUACUAUGUUGCAGGCUCGUAAAUCUGUGUCUAGAAAGAUUUAUUACCGAGUCUGGAAGACUUUCAUUUCUUGGUGUUCUCAUAAAUUCUCUUGGCAUUCUUUUAGAAUUCCUAGAAUUUUGCAGUUUCUUCAGGAUGGUUUGGAUAAGGGUUUGUCUGCAAGCUCUUUGAAAGGUCAAAUCUCUGCUCUUUCUGUUCUUUUUCACAGAAAGAUUGCUAAUCAUCCUGAUAUUCGUUGUUUUGUACAGGCUUUGGUUCGCAUCAAGCCUGUCAUUAAGUCAAUCUCUCCUCCUUGGAGUCUUAAUUUGGUUUUGAGGGCUUUACAGGCUCCUCCGUUUGAGCCUGUGCAUUCUCUGGAUAUUAAAUUACUUUCUUGGAAAGUUUUGUUCCUUUUGGCCAUCUCUUCUGCUAGAAGAGUUUGAGUUAUCUGCUCUUUCUUGUGAAUCUCCUUUUCUGAUUUUUCAUCAGGAUAAGUCGGUAUUGCGGACUUCAUUUCAAUUUUUACCUAAGGUUGUGAAUUCUAACAACAUUAGUAGAGAGAUUGUUGUCCCUUCAUUGUGUCCUAAUCCUAAGAAUUCUAUGGAGAAAUCUUUACAUUCUUUGGAUUUUGUAAGAGCGUUGAAAUAUUAUGUUGAAGCUACUAAAGGUUUUAGAAAGACUUCUAGUCUAUUUGUUAUCUUUUCUGGUUCCAGGAAAGGUCAGAAGGCUUCUGCUAUUUCCUUGGCAUCUUGGUUAAAGUCCUUGAUCCAUCAUGCUUAUGUAGAGUCGGGUAAGUCCCCGCCUCAAAGGAUUACGGCUCAUUCUACUAGGUCAGUUUCUACUUCCUGGGCUUUUAGGAAUGAAGCUUCUGUUGAUCAAAUUUGCAAAGCAGCAACUUGGUCUUCUUUGCAUACUUUUACUAAAUUCUACCAUUUUGAUGUUUUCUCUUCUUCUGAAGCAGUUUUUGGUAGAAAAGUACUUCCGGCAGCUGUUUCAGUUUGAUUCUUCUGCUUAUAAUUUCAGUUUUUUUCCAUUGUGAGAUUAAAACUUUUUGAUUUGGGUUGUGGAUUAUUUUCUCAGCGGAAUUGGCUGUCUUUAUUUUAUCCCUCCCUCUCUAGUGACUCUUGCGUGGAAGUUCCACAUCUUGGGUAUCUGCUAUCCCAUACGUCACUAGCUCAUGGACUCUCGCUAAUUACAUGAAAGAAAACAUAAUUUAUGUAAGAACUUACCUGAUAAAUUCAUUUCUUUCAUAUUAGCAAGAGUCCAUGAGGCCCACACUUUUUUGUGGUGGUUAUGAUUUUUUUGUAUAAAGCACAAUUAUUCCAAUUCCUUAUUUUUAAUGCUUUCGCUCCUUUCUUAUCACCCCACUUCUUGGCUAUUUGUUAAACUGAAUUGUGGGUGUGUUGAGGGGUGUAUUUAUAGGCAUUUUGAGGUUUGGGAAACUUUGCCCCUCCUGGUAGGAAUGUAUAUCCCAUACGUCACUAGCUCAUGGACUCUUGCUAAUUAAUAUGAAAGAAAUGAAUUUAUCAGGUAAGUUCUUACAUAAAUUAUGUUUUUUUUUUCAUUCUCUUUGAAAGCCAAUAUCGAGAAAAUGUUAAUAUUGUACCAGAGGAAAGAAAUUAAAAUUUUUUGAAAAGCAAUUGUACCACUGUACAGCUAAUAAAUAAUAAUGGAUUAAGAUGA